This is a messenger RNA of Octopus bimaculoides (California two-spot octopus), 5045 nucleotides long. RefSeq names its product reversion-inducing cysteine-rich protein with Kazal motifs. Gene Ontology annotation, biological process: extracellular matrix organization. The record is from RefSeq and is a predicted model, not a curated record. Gene Ontology annotation, cellular component: plasma membrane. NCBI's taxonomy places the organism in Eukaryota, Metazoa, Mollusca, Cephalopoda, Octopoda, Octopodidae. Gene Ontology annotation, molecular function: protein binding; metalloendopeptidase inhibitor activity.
AACAACAACAAAAAGAAACAAUAACCAAAAAAACAAUUAACAAAAACAAAAAAAGGCUAGAAGCGUGGAACCGUUGCUGGCGUUUUCUGUUUAUAUUAUUCCUGCUGUAGUGUGUGAUUGGUGUAAUGUGAUGUAUAUCUCGCUGGUGUUGUGUGGUCUUGUUAACAAUUGUAAACAAUUAUUACAAUAAUAAUAGUAAUAAUAAUAAUAAUAAUAAUAAUAAUAAUAAUAAUAGUAAGUGGAGGAAACAAUAAGAGUGAACAUGUGUAUUCAGAAUAAUAUAUUUUUUUAAUAUAUAGUCAGAGACGGGAUAUUGGAGAGACGAAUUAGUAGGUAGAGAGAGAGAACGAAACAGAUGGACUAAAAUACAUAAGUUAUAAAUAUAUACACGCACGCAGACAUAUAUAUACACACACAUAUACACACACACAUAUAUAUAUAUACACAUAUAUACACACGCUCGCAGUGAUAGGAAGAGUAGAAGACUGGAAAAAAGAGGAAUACAUCGAGAUUGAUUAGAAAGAACAUAGAACGUAAGUUGUAAAAUAUGAUUGUUGGAUAGAACGAUAGAUAGAUUGAAUAGAGAGCCAGCCAGACAGACGGACAGAUACAAGGAUAGAUAGACGGACAGACAGAUAGAUAGAUAGAUAGAUAGAUAGAUAGAUAGAUAGAUAGAUAGAUAGAUAGAUAGAUUAUAUACACACACAUACUCGCUCACAUCACAUCACAACACACGUACACACACACAGAUAUAUAUAUAUAAACAGAACGGAAGCAGGCAUGUACCAAACAUUAUUCUGGAUCUGGGAACAUUUAUUACCAACAUGAUUGUCUUUUACAGACUGUCAUUCUCCUCUUUCUUUUCUUCUUCUUCUCCUUCGUUUUCUUCUUCCUUUCCUUCUUCCGUAUCGUCUUCCGUUUUUUACCUAUUCUUACUGGUGAUUGCCACAAACCAUGGACACAGCUCAGCAGCAAGGGAGACAAUCCACCAUUCCUCAUCAGCUCUACGUCCUACCAGUCACAUGAUGUUUGACUCAUUGAAUAGAUGGCGAGAUAAUGACAUUCUGUCCAAAGAAUUUCGAAGAGAAUCUGAUUUUAGAGGACAUUGUCGAUGUGAACGAAUACAACACACAGGAUGUCGAGAGGCAUGUGAACAGCUGAAGUCAACUAAUGAGAUUAACCAAUUACAAGAAUUUGCCAGUGCUGUGAAACAUUGUCCAGAUGAGCAGAUCUUUAACCUCUGGGAAUGUGCCCAUGUCUCUAUGUCAGUUUUCCGGAGUUUACAGUCCUGGCCUGGAAGAGUUUGCUGUGAUAAAAGUUUCCAAGCAUCAUGUUCUGCUGCUUGUCCAAUUGCUCAUUCCAAAGCCGACCUGAGACCCGGAUGUCAUCCUGUGAAAGACGUGGAAGUGUUCGACUGUGUUAAUCGAAUGACAUCAUCACAACAAUGUUGUUCUGCUGACAAAGCCCCUACACCCAGUUGCCAGGCUCUCUGCCAGAAUCUCUACCUCACCAAUACCCUGAAAAAUCAUGACCAAUUGCAAGCCCUUGUGCAACAUUGUUCUAUAAAGAGUCAAGCCAUGGUGCUGUGUGUUCUGGCGCAGGCCAAACCUGCUCACCUACGCAAUAUCAAUCAAUAUUUGCCAUGUUGUGAAAAAGGUGAGAGUCAGGAAUGCAUCAACACGUGUUUGAGUGCUGUCAUGUUGUUAAACACAGACGAUGAGAAGAUUGAUGUGGUUAUUAAGAAAUGUGGGGAACCCUCCCCAAUGGUUCCAAUUUGGAAGUGUUUCCUUCAGUUGGGUCUUACCAAAAAUAAGACAAGUCUUAGUAUAAUUGACGGUGCCAAGCUUCAAUGUUGCCGUAAAGCGUUAAGUAGUAAAUGCCGGGAUCUGUGUAAAAAGACAUUCAGCAGCCUGUGGGGUGACAGUUCCAAAGCAUUCCAUGCUAAUUGUCUCACUCCGAUGCAGUCUCUGUUGGACCCCAUGGAGACACCUUUACAAAUGUGCAUUAAACAAGUGGACGAACCGUGCACCCUGGGCUGCGAUGGCCUCAACUUCUGCACCAAUUUCAACAACCGACCCGUUGAAAUGUUCCGCAGUUGCAACUCAAAGGCAGACAAUGCUGCAAAGCGUGAACUGCACCAUUGGCAGAGAGGGGUCAUUAACCUACCACAGAUGCGAAUACCGGUCAAAGAUAUCAAGACUUGUGAAUAUGGAAUGUGGAAGACCAUUGCCUGUGCCUUGCAAGUGAAACCCUGCCAUGGCCAGCCGACACCCCUCUCCAUCUGCCGAACUGAAAAUGUAAAUUUACCUUACUUUGCAACUAAAUGUGUUACCGAUACACCAAUGUUUGUCUUACUCAUUUUGCCCCACCUAAAUUUGUCUUUUAAUAUACUCAAAGAGAACGAUGAUAAUUUUCCGAAAUGGUGUUCUGAAUAUGUCAUAGUGUUUGUUUUUAACAUGUUUAGAGAAGGAUCGAGUCCACAUCGGACAACCUCACAGGAACUUACAAAGCCAUGCUACCCAAAUCCGUGCAACAAAAGUGAUAUAUGCCUGAUAAACCGACGGAAGUGCAAACAUCCGGAAAAUUGCAAACCAUACAUUUGCAAACCAGCAUGUUCCGUUGGAGAAGUUUCACUGCUGAAGGUUCCUCGUGGUUCCUACGUUCGUCUUCCAAGCAAGAAUAUGUCCUGUUCCAAAGUAUGUCACUGCAACCACAAGAACAAGAUUGACCACUGCCAACCGUUGCCUUGUAUUACCAACAACAACAAUAACCUAAAAAUGCAAAAUAUAGCCUACAUGUCCCACUGUAAUUUCUGUACGUGUUACUCCAGCAAGACAAUCUGUACGAAGCGUCAGUGCGUGAAACCCAAAGACAAACUACAUAGAACAUACACAGGUUUACCAUGUAACUGUCAGUCUCAUUACUUCCCAGUCUGUGGAAUAAAUGGCAGAACCUACCCAAACAGAUGUUUGGCAUUAUGUGCAGGACUCAAAGAGAUCCAAUUUAGGUUUGGUAACUGUACUGCAAUCAAUCCCUGCAAGAACGCAAACUGUGGUUCAGACGAGACGUUAUCAAAGAAACCAGGUUGUAGUCACAACCAUGAACAUGUCUGUGAUACUCUUGAUGAAGAAUUCUCCAAUAUCUGUUUAUUGAAUGGUCAUAACAGGAGUUUAGCUUACUGGGGACACUGCCAAGAAAACUGUAAAAACGAUGGAAUCGUAUGUGGCCACAAUGGUGAGACUUACACCAGCGACUGUGAAGCUUUUGCCCAUAAAACAACAGUGGACUAUAAAGGAUCAUGUCGAAAUGUGGGGCAGCUUUCUUUGCAAGAUCAACAGAACUCUCACUGCUUCCAGAUGACCUGUCCUCCGAUCCAUCCAAGUUCUUGUAAACCAAUUACUCCUCCGGCUGGUUGCUGUCCAAUAUGUGCUGCUGAACUCCGUGUUCUUUACAGCACCUCUUUGGCAGAUGAUGCCCAUAAAGUGGCCGACAUCAGACCCAUCUCAACCUUAAACAUUGCUGAGAAACUCUCAGACCUGAUGACUGUGCCACAGUGUGAUGUUUUUGCCUACCUGAGUUUAGAAGGAGACAUGGUUAUCUUAAUUGCACCUGUCACUAAACAUCCGACAGAGCUACAGGUGGCGGCGUGUAACCAAGAAGCUCGGAGGUUCCAUCACCUGAUCGAGACCAGCAGUCCAACUCUAAUGUCUCACCUAACCCUGAUGCCUUUACUCAAUGCCUUGCUACGGACCCCUGUCGUAAUGCCAGUAGGGGCUGCCAGCAGCCCCUUCUUGCCAUCGCUCACAAUCGUGUGUGCAGUAUUUGCUUUUAUGAUGACUGUCGGUUACUCUUGACUGCUGCAGUACGAACUCCACUACACAGAGUGAGGUGAACCAGUAAAAUAACAACAGCAACAUCAAUAACAGAACCAAUAGAGGAACACAACCGACAAGAGACGACAGAAAAAAAUCACGGACGAAGGUGCGACAAGACGACCGUCUAAAUAGUAACUUCAAGGGAGUUAACCUCGGAAGAUUAAUUUCUAAAGUUCAAGGGAGUUAAUUUCAGAAAGAGUGGCUUCAAGGGAGUUAACUUUAGUAACUACAGCAGGAUAAUAACGAUGAAAGACUUAAAAUUAAUGAGAAAAAAAUGAAAAAAAAAAACUUCGUUAUGAAGGAUUUAAAGGAAAAAUAUUUUGAAUUGAAGGCCUUCAAACUGGAUGACUUCAGAUGAAAUACUUCAAAACAAGGGGUUUUUAGGUGAAAAGUCUUGAAGCUAAAUUACUUCAGAAAAAGGAAUGAUUUCACCUGAAAGAAUGAAAAAAGAAAUAAUGUUUUGUGUAUAGGGCAAAUGUGGAGCGGCAGAAAUUGUUGAUUGACUGGUGGAGAUAGUUUUUUUUUUUUUUACCUUUAUAUUUUUAUUUAUCUCCUUUUAGAUCCUGGCUUCAAAUUCUAUUAAGAUACUGAACGACAGUGGGUACCUGUAAUAUUCUGGAGGUGGGCAGGCAUUUCAUUCGACUAUACCUCCCCCCCCUCCUUUCCUUCUUGCUUUCUUUUCUUUCUAUACAAUAGCUCCUGCCCUCCAUCGAAAUUAAGCAAUCGAUUAUAUAGCAAUAGACUAUUUCUUGAGUGAGAGAUGAUGGAGAGAAGAUGAAUGUCUCUGAAUCUCUUGUUAACGAUUCUUUGUGCUUCAAAUACUUUGGCUUGGCUGUUAUCGGAGGGGAAAUGAUAAGACCGAGGGCGUGUCUGAGCUGAAAGCAUUGUUUUACGUUGGCUUGAAAUUAUUAUUGCAUGGAUGCAAUGCGAAUCUACGAUUUGGCUGUUGUUGCAGAGUUACUGGCAUUUAAAUAAUAAAUAUAUUAUAUAUAUUUAUUAUAAGCAUAUAUAUAUACAUAUAUGUACAUGUAUGUACGUAUGUAUAUAUAUAUAUAUACAUAUAUGUACAUGUAUGUAAGUAUGUAUAUAUAUAUAUAACACACACACAUAUAUAAAACACAUAUAUAAUAUAUGAACAUAUAUAUUAUGUGUGUAUAUAUGGUGUAAUAU